CGCACUUUCGGUCGAAUCGACAUUUUAGUCAACUGUCCCGUCUAUCCCGAGCACAACCCCAUUAAUGACCCAUUAUUUAUGGCUAAAUACAAGAGUGUUAUGCAAACAAACCUCGAGGCCAUGGUACUUAUGACCAGCAUUUGUGUGGAGCACCUGGAGAAGACCCGGGGCACUAUAAUCAACAUGUCCAGCAUUAGAAGCACUCGACCGAGUCCUCAAGAGUCGGCUUAUUGUAUGGCGAGAUCGGGGUUUGAUAUGUUCACCAAAUGUAUGGCCACUGAGUUGGGACCCAAAGGCAUACGAGUUAAUAGUGUUAAUACGGGUCCAAUCGGUCCGUACCCUUGGGAUCCAAACACCCCUAACAAUCGCUCACUCGAAUUGAGUGCCAAAAUACCGGCGCAAAGGUUGGCCGUAUCGGACGACUUGGCAUUCGCUGUGCUAUUUCUGGCGGCAAAGGAGGCAUCGUUUAUAACGGGCACUAAUAUGUUGGUCGACGGGGGCUAUUCAGCUGCUGGUCUACCAUAAGCUAUAACUUCUAUAGUUUAAUAUAUAAUCAAGAUUAAUGUCUACAAUAAUUAAACAAAUAUAAGUUUAAUUCAUGUUAUUAUCAGUAGAUUUGUAAUUCA
Oppiella nova is the source of this 626-nucleotide messenger RNA. NCBI's taxonomy places the organism in Eukaryota, Metazoa, Arthropoda, Arachnida, Sarcoptiformes, Oppiidae. The record is from the annotation of a GenBank genome assembly.